AUGGUCAGCUCAACAGUCCCCUCGGAAACCAUUGACAACCAUGUGGAGGAUCACACCGCCGUCUCGCAGUCAGUGACGACACCCGCCACCACCACUUCUACUGAACAAACCUCUGCGCCUGCCCCAGAAAAGAAGAUUCCUUCUGCGCCUGCAGUCAAUCCCUGGAAGCUCCCUCGCAAGGAUGCGGCAGUGAAGCCUGCCAGCAACCCCGAGGCCGAGGCCGAGAAGCGUGUCGAAUCCAUCAUCGAGAACAUCAAGGAGGUCACCCUUGAUGCCAAGGACGACAGUCAAAAGUCGAAAAAGAACAAAAAGAUUCAGCAGCAUCUCCCCUCGCUUGACGACACCAACGUCUGGCCUGAUCCUAGCGCAUCCGCCGAGAAAGACAACAAGCCAGAACCCGUCGCCGCCGCGGCACCGAUCCACAAGAAGAACAAAUGGGCCAACAUUACUCAUUCAACGCAAGCACAUGGAUCCAAGAACCACCAGGACGGACAACAGCCACGUCGCUCCAAGCACGUGUCCUCUGAUGCUAAGGUCACCUCCCAGGCCGCUGAAUCUGCCACUUCCUCAACUGCCCCACAACAGCCUACCCAUGGCCGUCGCGCCUCUGUGCCCUCCGUGUUUGACGGCGAGCCCCAGCAGCAGAACGGAUCGCACCAUCACCGCAGCCAGACUCGCCCUCAGCAUGGUCGUGGACGUGGAGGCAAGACACAUGGCACUCGCCCCAACUAUAGGGCAUCUGUCGGAAACGUCGCUUACAUGUACCAGCAGGCCGCCCCUAACGGCAUUAACACCGACGAAGUGAAAGCUUUCCUUCUUCAGCAGAUGGAAUAUUACUUUUCGGUUGAGAAUUUGUGCAAGGAUGUCUACAUGCGCACGCAGAUGGACGCACAAGGAUUCGUUCCUCUGUCGUUGGUUGCCAACUUUAACCGUGUUAAGAGCCUCACCACUGACCACGCGCUUAUCAAGGAGACCAUCAAGGACAGCAAUGUGAUUGAGCUCAAUGGCGAUAACAUCCGCAAGAAGGGAGACUGGGCUACCUGGAUCUUCCCAAAGGAGGACGGAUCCGUUCCCUUCCAGCCCACUCGUUCCUCGUUUGUGCCCCAUGUCAGGGGUCCUCAUCCCGCCACUUUGACGACCCCUGUUAUCGAGGAUGAUUGGCGCAUCAAGCAUUCCAAGACGAAGAAGCGCGGAUCCAUUGCUCACCCAUCCCCUCCCGCCCCUCAGUCCAAGAACACCACCUCGAGCGGCCAAGGAGACGACGACGACCUUUUCCAGUUUGAUGAUGACAACCUUCUCGGCAGCGCUCGCACUGGCACCGUUCAAAAGUACUAUGUCAGUGAUGACGAUGAUGAAGACGACGACGAGUUUGACGAUGACACUGUCGCCAAGAUUUUGAUCGUCACCCAGAAGAAGCGCGACAGGACUCACGGAUCGUACGAGCGCAAGGCAAUGAACGACGAUAUCAACGACAUGAUCAACGAGGGACUCUACCACUACGAGCACGAUCUUCAGCGCAAGCGCAACAACAACCGCCGCGGAAGUCUCGCCCACUCGAACAAGAAGGUCGAGAUGAUCUCGGAGGAGCAGUUUGCAGCUUUGACUGGCUCCCACCCCCGCACUAGCAGUUUGAGCAACCAUCUCCAGGUCACCCCUGCCGAGGGCAGCAGCGCCGCCGCCAGCACAAACAACAACAAGUCCAAGAAGGGCAAGAAGAGCCAGGCUGCUCGUUUCUAUCCCUUGAAGGGUGCCCAGGGCGGCAAGGGUGGCAACGCUGAUUCCCGCCAGCACUAUGCUCAGGCCCCCGUCGGAUGGGUCUUGGGCGACCAGCCUUUCCUCCAGUCGGACUUGCCUCCUCAGUCGAUCGGCAACUCGCCAGCCGGUAUGUCGAUGGGCUCCUACACCGAGACUUCGCUCUUGUCGACGUCCUUGGAGGCCCCUCACUCGUUCCCUGCCUUCCAGCACCCCUCGCACGAGCUCUUGCACGAGAACGGAUUCAUCCAGCACAAGUACUACAAGUACCACGCCAAGGCCCUCAAGGAGCGCAAGCGCCAGGGAGCAGGACACUCUCAGGAGAUGAACACGCUCUUCCGUUUCUGGUCUCACUUCUUGCGUGACAACUUCAACAAGAAGAUGUAUGCUGAGUUCAAGCGGUUGGCGGUCGAGGAUGCCAACGCCAACUACCGGUACGGUCUCGAGUGUCUCUUCCGGUUCUACUCUUAUGGGCUCGAGAAGAGGUUCCGUCAGGAUCUGUUUUUGGACUUUGAGGCCUUGACCUACUCUGACUUCCAGAACGGACACAUGUACGGUCUGGAGAAAUUCUGGGCCUACCUCUUCUACCGCAAAGACAAGUCCCGUCACAAGUUGGAUGUUAUGGCCGAGCUCAAGCCUCUCCUCGAGCACUACAAGUCCAUUGACGACUUCAAGAACGCCCAAGGCAACAACUCCAACCCUCCCAGCAACCACUAUACCGUGCCCAACCACGGGCAGUAA
Molecule: messenger RNA, 2493 nt
Organism: Linnemannia hyalina
Lineage: Eukaryota; Fungi; Mortierellomycota; Mortierellomycetes; Mortierellales; Mortierellaceae
Source: the annotation of a GenBank genome assembly